CGCAGGCAAGACUCGUCAAUAGUGGGUGCUGCAGGCUGCCGAAACCAUCAUUAUCUUGCGUGGCCCGUCUGUAAGCGCGCUGGUAAGCAUCCAUCCAUGUCGCGUGCAAUCUGCAGCUCUCUCACUCGCCGUUCUUUCAUUCGACCUCGUAUUACACCUGCACUGAAUUGCUCUCAAAUUAUACCAUCUUUCUUCCAGCCAUCGCGGGCACGACCAUCCGACUCUAGACACCUCACUGGUCAACCUUGGCCGUAUAUCUACCGAACAGAACCUUCGCCCAACAUGGCUCCUCAACUGGACACCUACUACAAAACUGUAGACUCUCUCGCAGAAGACUUCAUCGAACGACUGCGCAAAGCCGUGGCCAUUCCGUCCAUCUCCGCAGAGGAGGCGAGACGACAGGAUGUUGUCAAGAUGGGUCUGUUCCUCAAGGGCGAGCUAGAGGCCCUGGGCGCACACAUGGAAGCCCGGCCGUUAGGAAAGCAGCCUGGAAAAGAGCACCUAGAACUUCCACCUGCAGUCAUUGGUCGUUACCCGGCAAAGAAAGACGAGAGCAAACGCACCAUCUUGGUAUACGGACACUACGACGUUCAGCCUGCUGAUCUGUCCGAUGGAUGGGCGACGGAUCCUUUCACUUUGACAGUCGACGACAAGGGACGCAUGUAUGGUCGUGGUAGCACAGACGACAAGGGUCCUGUUCUCGGCUGGGUCAACGUCAUCCAAUCACACCAAAAGGCCGGCAUUGAGUUCCCCGUCAACCUUCUCAUGUGCUUCGAGGGUAUGGAGGAAUACGGAUCAGAAGGUCUGGACGACUUUAUCGAGGCGGAGUGCAAGCCUGGCAAGUUCUUCGCGGAUGCCGACGCGGUGUGCAUCAGCGACAACUACUGGCUUGGAACUGAGAAGCCCUGCCUUACAUAUGGUCUGCGCGGCUGCAGCUACUACUCGAUCGAGAUCAGCGGACCAGGCCAGGACCUCCACUCGGGUGUCUUUGGUGGUACUGCACAGGAACCCAUGACCGACUUGGUCCGCGUCAUGGGCAGCUUGGUGGACACCGACGGCAACAUUCAGAUUCCCGGUAUCAAGGAGCUCGUUGCACCGCUUACGAAAGAGGAGGAAAGUCUCUACAAGGAUAUUGCGUUCACCAUGGACAACCUCUACGAAUCUCUGGGUAGCCAGACCAGCAUCUUCCCCGACAAGGAGCGCACACUGAUGGGUCGCUGGCGAUUCCCUUCGCUCUCGCUCCACGGUGUCGAGGGUGCUUUCUCUCAACCCGGUGCCAAGACCGUUAUCCCGGCCAAGGUCAUUGGAAAGUUCUCCAUCCGUACUGUACCCGACAUGCAGCCCGACGACGUCGAUGCUUUGGUGUUCAAGUACGUGAAGCAGGUCUUCGCCGAUCUCAAGUCCAAGAACAAAUUGAACGUGCACCUCCAGCACAGCGGCAAGUGGUGGGUUGCGUCACCAAAGCACUGGAACUUCACUGCAGCGGCAAAGGCCGUGGAGAGCGUGUUCAAGGUCAAGCCGGAUCUCACGCGUGAAGGCGGCAGUAUUCCCGUCACUUUGACCUUCGAGCAGGCGACCGGUAAGAACGUUCUUCUAUUGCCCAUGGGCUCGUCGACGGAUGCGGCGCAUUCCAUCAAUGAGAAGUUGGACCGCAGGAAUUACAUCGAGGGCAUUAAAUUACUAGGCGCGUACCUGCAUUAUGUGGCGGAGGAGCCCACUGAGGGUUAAAUGUCUUGUAGAGUAUGAUACGAUACCGCGACGCGAAUUGACGUUCACGUCUGUUAUGAGAGUCUUCAUGCUCCAGAUGAACAUGAUCACCUCCGAUGAUGGUGAUGUUGCCAUCGCGUACUGAUCAUCAUCAUAAGUCUGUCAUCGCGCGUUGAUGGAUUCCUGUAGCAAUGACGUGAUGCUGUAUAGUGCACGAAAAGAGGGGUCCAAUUGCGCAUGUCUAUAAUGUCCCACUCCGCCCACGUUUAUGCUCUACCUAGGUAAUCCAUAGCAUAUUCCCAAUAAUUUAUCUACUACUGUAGGUAAU
Molecule: messenger RNA, 2035 nt
Organism: Dissoconium aciculare CBS 342.82
Lineage: Eukaryota; Fungi; Ascomycota; Dothideomycetes; Mycosphaerellales; Dissoconiaceae
Product: CNDP dipeptidase
Exons: 1
Coding region: 283-1728 (481 amino acids)
Biological process (GO): proteolysis
Molecular function (GO): metallodipeptidase activity
Source: RefSeq, a predicted model, not a curated record